AUACUUUCUCGAAGCGAAAGUGAUUCAAUCGCAGAAACCACACUUGCAGGCAUCAGCAACAGAGACAUUGCAUUGCAUACCUACCCCGGACGACCACACAUUACAAAAUCCGGUUGAAAACCCUUCCACUGCGAUCUAAUUCAUUUCGUUUUACUUCAGCACGUUCCGAACCGUAAGUCAAACCUCCUUUCACGAUGCAAAUGCUAUCAAGACCCACCGGAUCCUCCAAUGCAGCCUUCCUGGCUGCCAUUUAUGUCGCAGCCUGUUCCAUGCUUCCAACCACGGAGUCCCUUGCACCCAUUGUGCCCCUGGCGUCGACACCGGCGUCCGCCACGUCGACCACCCUGUGGAUCCAGAGCGAAAACUCCAAGCACAACGGCCGURGCCGGGGCGGACGCCAGGGUGGCUACCCACAGGGCGGCGGCGGYGGCCAGGAGUACGACUACUCCGRAGGAAACCUCAAGUACGGAACGGGCAAGUACACCCAGCGAGAAAACGACGGCUACCAGGGCGGCGUCAACAUUUCGAAGAACGGCCGUUCCAUGCAGGACGGCGUAUACCGCGAGGAUCGCCUCAACGUGGACCGGGCCCGGGGCCGCCCCCGCGGGGGCAACGACUUUGAUUCCCGGAUGGACGAGAUCGAGGACCUCKAGCGGGGCCUGGGCCGUGGGAUUCCCAUGGGGGGUCCCCGCGAGGGAAUGCGAGACCGCAUGAUGCGGAACCGACGCAACGGACCCCUGGACGGCGACAUGUACGACAUGGGCGAUGRCUACGGUCCCUCUGGCGGCGUUCGCAACCGCAUGGGAGGUGGCGGCUUGCUGCGAGACCUCCAGGAAGCGGGGGGCCGAAACCGCGACGGAUACGACGACUUUGGAUCCCGGGGUGGCGGCUACUCUAUGGGCGGCAGUGGAGGCGGAAAGGUCAUGGGGGGUUCCUCCCAUGGCCGCGGCGGGGGCUACCGAAGCAGCCAGUUCCAGUCGGAUCUGAGCAACGAGCGCCGGCGGUUCGAGGAAUACGGKUUCCGAAUGGAGGACUACCUCGACGAGCAAGACCUCAUCGACGAAACCGGACGGAAGGUAAGGAUGAACAACGGCCGCAGACGGAACGGAUACGGCAUGAGCAACUUUGACCGCCGGCGGGACAAUGYCGACGACUUUUACGACGAUGAAUUUUACGGAAUGGAUCGGCAGCAGGGCGAGAACCGAGGAAUGGGCGGCGGCGUGGACUCGCUCCGACAGCAAGGGGGCAGCCGCGGAGGAAUGAGCGAUUCCUACCGCCAGGGCAGCCGCGGAAUGGGCAGCAAYGGAAUGGAUUCCUUUCGGGAGCGACACAACGGCCGCGGUGGAAGCAGGCGUGGAGGCCGCGGUGGGCGACAGGGAUCCUACAACGACUACGAUGGCUAUGGUGACGACUACGGUGACUACGGAGACGACUACCGCGGUGGCAGCGGCGGCGGUCUCUUGCGAGACAGGCGCUAGACGUGCCGCUCCAUUGAUGUCACAUGGCGUGGCGGCAUCGAACACUGGUCGCAUGWACGGUGGCUGCAUCGAUUGUCGCGUCGCGAACGUUUUUAUGUGUAUCCAAAUCUGGAAACAGAGUCUCUCUUUGUUUGCUGCAGUUGCCUGCCCCAACUUUUUAGGUUGUGGCAUGGUCUUGCACCGGCCAUGCCGAAACGCUCUCCGCUCGGUGCGUUGCAUCCUGUGAUCCAGGUCGGUGAGGAACGAAUUUCGGAACGAUCGAAAAAAUAGUUUCCCAUCGCUGUGCUUCUGCGCAAGGUAAUCACAAAAACCGCAGCACCAUACAUCAAAACAAAACCACCCCUAAGAAUUAACAAACGAAGCACCCUYAAUAAUAACACACACUAUCACUCCACACAACCUAAACCCCUAUCACUCUCACYAAUACCACCUAGUUUUUGGCUUUAAAAAGUACGAGUAAAAGACAACCCUGCAG
Molecule: messenger RNA, 1953 nt
Organism: Pseudo-nitzschia multistriata
Lineage: Eukaryota; Bacillariophyta; Bacillariophyceae; Bacillariales; Bacillariaceae
Source: the annotation of a GenBank genome assembly